AUUUAAUUUCACAUAACCUAAAAUGUUUACAUAAAUAAAAUAAUAAUUAAUAUCAUUUUUCUUUGCAUUACAUACAAAAAUAUAUUUAAAGUCUAAUAUUGAAUACCUUUUUAGAAUAAAAUAUCAUACAAAAUGAUGAGGCGUACGUGGAAUAUCGCAGCAAAUAUUUUACGACCUGAAAAACUUCAGAUGAUCUUCACAGCGGGAAUAAAAUACUUCCCUCCUCCGAAAAACUAUGACGAUAUUCAGAUACCGGAACGGCAAAGAUUGAGAGUAUAUGAUAAAGUGCCCCUCUAUCCUUCUAAUAUAAAACCACCUAAAAUGCAAAAGAGGUUGCGUUACAUGAGAGGACCUGAACCAGUACACAAUACAUUGCAGUUGCAACAGUAUGGUGUUGUGGCAAGGGGUGGCGGUAGAAUGCGUCAUGAACAUUUUGAGAUGGUCCGUCUUCAAGUUGCAAGGAGAUUGGACCAAAAGAAAAUGUUUGCAAUCUGGCGUAUUGAUCCUCCGUGGCAACCAAUCACAAAGAAGGGUCAGGGCCAACGUAUGGGAGGUGGUAAAGGCGCUAUUGACCAUUAUGUCACUCCGAUAAAAAAUGGACGCAUAAUUUUUGAAGUCGGUGGAAAAUGUGAAUAUGCUGAGGUAAAAAACAUGUUACGAAUCAUUGCCGAGAGACUGCCUUUCAAAGCUGAGCCAGUGUCACAGGAAAUAAUGGAGAAACAUGCAGCCGACGAACAGUGGAGGGAAGAAAAUAACCAAAAUAAUUACACAAUGAAAUAUUUAAUCCAAAACAAUAUGGGCGGCUGUCACAAGCAUAUAUCGAAAUAUGACCAUAGAUGGUUCUGCAAAUAUUUGUAAGAUGUAAUGGAAUAGACAAUAUAAUUUAGUGAAUAGUAA
Messenger RNA from Colias croceus (clouded yellow), 897 nucleotides. It is a transcript of the gene mRpL16, whose product is annotated as 39S ribosomal protein L16, mitochondrial. Gene Ontology annotation, biological process: mitochondrial translation. Gene Ontology annotation, cellular component: mitochondrial large ribosomal subunit; ribosome. The transcript has 5 exons. Bases 133 to 858 code for a protein of 241 amino acids. The record is from RefSeq and is a predicted model, not a curated record. NCBI's taxonomy places the organism in Eukaryota, Metazoa, Arthropoda, Insecta, Lepidoptera, Pieridae. Gene Ontology annotation, molecular function: rRNA binding; structural constituent of ribosome.